This is a messenger RNA of Cimex lectularius (bed bug), 818 nucleotides long. RefSeq lists its product as uncharacterized. The transcript is spliced from 4 exons. Bases 229 to 642 code for a protein of 137 amino acids. NCBI's taxonomy places the organism in Eukaryota, Metazoa, Arthropoda, Insecta, Hemiptera, Cimicidae. The record is from RefSeq and is a predicted model, not a curated record.
UUGUGAUGAAAUCCAUGUGAUAAACUUGAAAUAAAUUUGUUUACAUAUUAAAAGAGCCAAGAUGGAUGACAGCUUACAAUUUUAAUUUUUUUUUUCUUUCAAAUUUUUUGUUUAUAUGGGAUGUGACAAUAAUAUAAAUUAAAGAGAAAAAAAUUAAGAACAAACACAGAGAUGACACAAUGAAUACAUAACCCUUCCUGUACACAAUUGGAAGAAAAAAAAAAAAAAAUGACCUGUUCGUCAUCGUUUAACGAUAUAUAUGCCAACUCUAUGCGGGCGGUGAAAGACUGCUGUUUCGCCAAGAUGAGGACGAAAGGAUGCAAACCACCCAUGAGUCAUAUGAAUUACCUCUCUUACUUCCUGCUCAAGUACGAUGGCAUGUUGACUCUACUGUUCAUAGCCAUCAUCGCCUGCAUCAUUGCCAUCAUGCUCGCAAAGGAGGAUGAUCGCGAAGGGCAAACUGAGCAGUAUUCGCUGCUCCACAGGGGCGAAUGCCUGUGCUGGUGGAUACGGCUUGGCCCGGAGCGGCUAUGCACGAAGAUUAUCUGCUGCUUCCUGAAAUUCCUGCGGAAGCUGACGACCUUCCUUCCUGCAGUUUCGGAACACUGGAGAGAUUCAGACGAGAUUGGCUUGGGCGUUUGAAGACAGCGUGUACAGAGGGGGUUAACUACAGAAAAGUUUACAAGAGUUUAAGCGUUAAAUCGCUCCUGCGCCUUCUCCUUGGGUGUGAGAUCGUAGAAGCCAUACUCGAUAUGUUUUGCCUACCGAGGAUCACACCUUAUCUUUGAUUUUACAAAAUUAAAAAUAAUAUAAACGAC